Mesoplodon densirostris (Blainville's beaked whale) is the source of this 3661-nucleotide messenger RNA. RefSeq names its product cell division cycle 7 (gene CDC7). Gene Ontology annotation, biological process: mitotic DNA damage checkpoint signaling; protein phosphorylation. Lineage: Eukaryota; Metazoa; Chordata; Mammalia; Artiodactyla; Ziphiidae. The coding region runs from base 356 to 2080 and encodes 574 amino acids. The record is from RefSeq and is a predicted model, not a curated record. Gene Ontology annotation, cellular component: nucleus. Gene Ontology annotation, molecular function: protein serine/threonine kinase activity; ATP binding. The transcript has 12 exons.
CGACGGUUUGCUCCAUGGCGCGGGAUUGUGACGGAUUAGAAACGAAUUCUGGAUUGUGACUUCGGUCUCUUCGCGGCGCAGUUACCUCCCUACCCCCACCCCCACCCCCCACUUCGGAUCCCGCUGACCUGCGGCGGGAAAGUCGUGCGCCUGCGCACUAAGCAUCCCGUUCGGUCUGGAGUCUGAGGGAAGAAGGUCCUUCCCCGCGGAGCUCGCAAUCCGCGCUCGCCGAAGGAUCCCAUUCAUUCCCCCUUCUCUUCCUCCGCCCGGCACUGUUUGCCGAGUGUCACAGCUGCUUUGCUCCCCCUGUGGACAUGACCCCUUAGCUGGCGUUUUGCGCCGCAGUCGCUUUGCGAUGGAGGCUUCUUUGGGGAUUCAGAUGCAGGAGCCAAAGGCUUUUUCUCCUCGUGGCCGGUUUCUGGCGGAUGGCUCAUUAAAAAAACAUGAGCAGAAUUUUAAACUACCAGGUGUUAAGAAAGAUAUUCAGAAGCUUUACGAAGCUGUACCACAGCUUGGUAAUGUGUUUAAGAUUAAGGACAAAAUUGGAGAAGGCACUUUCAGCUCUGUGUAUUUGGCCACAACACAGUUAAAAGUAGGACCUGAAGAGACAAUUGCUCUGAAACACUUAAUUCCAACAAGUCAUCCUGUAAGAAUUGCAGCUGAGCUUCAGUGCCUAACAGUGGCUGGGGGGCAAGACAAUGUCAUGGGAGUUAAAUACUGCUUUAGGAAAAAUGAUCAUGUGGUUAUUGCUAUGCCAUAUCUGGAACAUGAGUCCUUUUUGGACAUUUUGAAUUCUCUUUCUUUUCAAGAAGUACGGGAAUAUAUGUUUAAUCUGUUCAAAGCUUUGAAACGCAUUCAUCAGUUUGGUAUUGUUCACCGUGAUGUUAAGCCCAGCAAUUUUUUAUAUAAUAGGCGCUUGAGAAAGUAUGCCUUGGUAGACUUUGGUUUGGCCCAAGGAACCCAUGAUACUAAAAUAGAGCUUCUCAAAUUUGUCCAGUCUGAAGCUCAGCAGGAAAGCUGUUCACAAAAUAAAUCCUACGUAAUCACCGGAAACAAAAUUUCAUUGAGCGGCCCAGCAGCACCUAAGGAGCUGGAUCAGCAGCCUACCACAAAAACUGCAGUUAAAAGGCCCAACCCAAAUGCACAGAUUCAGAUUAAACAAGGAAAAGAUGGAAAGGAGGGAUCUGUAGGCCUUUCUUUCCAGCGCUCUGUUUUUGGAGAAAGAAAUUUCAAUAUACACAGCUCCAUUUCACAUGAGAGCCCUGCAGUGAAACUUAUGAAGCAGUCAAAGACUGUGGAUUUACUAUCUAGAAAAGUAGCAACAAAAAAGAAGGCUAUUUCUACAAAAGUUAUGAAUAGUAGUGUGAUGAGGAAAACUGCCAGUUCUUGCCCAGCUAACCUGACCUGUGACUGUUAUGCAACAGAUAAAGUCUGCAGUAUUUGCCUUUCAAGGCGGCAACAGGUUGCACCUAGGGCAGGUACACCAGGAUUCAGAGCACCAGAGGUCUUGACAAAGUGCCCCAACCAAACCACAGCAAUUGACAUGUGGUCUGCAGGUGUCAUAUUCCUUUCUUUGCUUAGUGGACGAUAUCCAUUUUAUAAAGCAAGUGAUGAUUUAACCGCUUUGGCUCAAAUUAUGACAAUUCGUGGAUCCAGGGAAACUAUCCAGGCUGCUAAAACUUUUGGCAAAUCAAUAUUGUGUAGCAAAGAAAUUCCAGCACAAGACUUGAGAAAACUCUGUGAGAAGCUCAGAGGUGUAAAUUCUAACACUCCUAAAUUAACAAGUGAUAUACAAGAGCUCACUUCUCAAGACCCAACUUUUUCAGAGAAGAUGGACCAUAAAGCUGCUCACCUCAUACAAAUACCUAAAGCACAACACUCAGGGAAUUCAUUGUAUAAAGAGGACAGUAAUGGCUGUGGGGGUAAUUUUGAUGAGUCUCCUACCAAUCUAGAAGGCUGGGAUGAGGUACCUGAUGCAGCUUACAACCUGCUUGAUAAACUCCUAGAUCUAAAUCCGGCUUCAAGAAUAACAGCAGAAGAAGCUUUGUUGCAUCCAUUUUUCAAAGAUAUGAGCUUAUGAUUAUUGUUCUUUAAAGUUUGCUAUUGUGUAUUGUGAGGUGAGGUGAAAAAGAGUUAUUUGUAAUAGCCAUAAAUUCUUGAUUGGAGACCCGGGCAGGGUGAAUAAUUUGUUUAAAAAUUUUAGUAUUUGCUCUCCUGGCAGAUUCUAAAAUAUGGAUUAAGAUUACUUAAGAUGACUAGGAUAGUUCUUAGACUAACAAAAUGAUCUUUGAGUUAGAUCUACCCGAGUAGGAUCAGAUCUUUCAUUUCCCUAAUUACUUGUCACUGCCACAUGCAGAAAUAAGAGCAGUUUUAGCCUAGUACAUAGGGGUUCAAGGUACGAGUCUUAAAAUUAAGGGUUGUGACAGGGAUUAAAUGAGUCAAAAGACUUAGUUUACUGGUUUCUUUGAACUAUUUGUACUUUUGGAAAAUUCCUCCUGGUGCUGGUACUCUAACCAUUCUGUAGGUAAAGAAGAUAAUUUCCUUUUCUAGAAGCAUAUAUUAUACCUUUUAUGAACACUAAAACAAUGAGAAAAUAUUGGAGGGAUAUUACUUGAAAUUGAAUUUAAUUUAUUCAUUUUUUUAAAGUACUUUGUGGGGCUUCCCGGGUGGCGCAGUGGUUGAGAGUCCGCCUGCCGAUGCAGGGGACACGGGUUCGUGCCCCGGUCCGGGAAGAUCCCACAUGCCGCGGAGCGGCUGGGCCCAUGAGCCACGGCCACUGAGCCUGCGCGUCCGGAGCCUGUGCUCCGCAACGGGAGAGGCCACAACAGUGAGAGGCCCGUGUACCGCAAAAAAAAAAAAAAAAAAAAAAAGGAUUUUAUGAAAGCAUUUUUUGUGUGAACUGCCAUGUUUUUCUUAAUGGUUUCUCUUGAUUUUUUCUGCCUUCUCUACCCCCACCUAACACAUUCUCCUUGGAAAUUUUAUGAUACUUUCCACAAAGUUUCUGGGUGCUUUGUUAACUAUUGCCUGUGUUCACAGUUGAGAAAUUAAAAUAAUGUGUUCACUGGUUGAUAAAGGGAAGCUGCAGGACUAAGGUAAAGAUUGAUAGUCCAAAAUGCUUUUCUUUUUCUCUGAAUGUGUAUGGUUUUUUCAUACCAUCUUAGAUAUGAUUAGGUAGCUGCUAAAAGGAAAAGUGAACACAGAAUUGAGAAUAUUAUUGGAGAUGUUUCCUCUGCCUAGAGCCAUUCUAUAUCCUGUUUUGACCAAGUUGGUCCUGCUCAGAGAAGGAUGCUUACUAGAGUCUUGGGGUAGGUUGGGAAGAGUUCUAAUGAAGUAGGCAAUGUAGAAAAGGAACUAAGAUAGAGGUUUAUGUAUUACGACAUUUCAAAAUGAUAUAUAUAUCAAUGACAGCAUAUCAAAUUUACUAUGGGAAAUAAGUCUGCGAGUGUGGGUCUGCUAAGUUUCCCACUUAGUAGUCAUAGAGGUAUAAUACAGCUAAGAAAGAUACAACAUUCUUUUUGUUGUUUUGAGCACUGAAGUUAGUAUGUCUUAUCUAUACUCCGUUUGGCAAGUAUUAUAUAUAUAUACCAUUACCAUUGAUCUGCUAUCUUCUCAUGCUGUAAUCUUUUUUUUAAAAAACUUGAAUGUUCUUAAAUUGGUAUGU